AUGAUGCCGAAGGCUUCAAUCAUCGAGUUCAUCUUCUUCUGCGUGGCCUCGCUCGCCACGCUUCUUGUUCUUGGAUUCGUCGCCUGCAAGUCGCACCAGGGCCCUGAAUGGACCACGUUCCGCGCCUUCCUGGCCACGACUGCCUUCCUGGGUCACGGGAUCCUCGCCGGACUGCACUGCGCCUUCUUCGGCAAGCAGUGGCCGAGGAGGUUUGGGCAGUUGAUGGCAAUGGAACUGAUCCUGACCGCCUUGGUAGCGGUGAUUUUUGGUUGGAAUAACGCCCGCUCCCCGUUGAUCACGACCGUCGGCCCCGUGGUUUGCAUGCUGAUGAGUUUCGGCAUCUUCAAUGCUCUUCUGAUGCUCGGCGCCUCCCCGCUGGCCUGGAAGUUGUUGAGCAAGAACGAUCAGGUCGUGCUGUCGGAGGCCGGAACCGUCGAGGAGCAGAAGCUGCCGCUGGAGGUUGGCGACGAUGACGUCGAUUGCCGCGUCUACCCUAAGUAC
Mesorhabditis spiculigera is the source of this 501-nucleotide messenger RNA. The record is from the annotation of a GenBank genome assembly. Lineage: Eukaryota; Metazoa; Nematoda; Chromadorea; Rhabditida; Rhabditidae.